AGUCGGGGCUUCCACGCGAAGGCGACUCUCUCUUUUAACCCGGGAGGCAAAACUCGCCCAGGCGGGCAAUGGGGUGCCUAGAGAAGCCCGAUGUCUUGCAAGAGGCGAAGCCGGAGCUGGUGGAAGCGGAGGCUCCUAACGGGUCAAUCCCGGCACUGGCGCCGGAGGUCCGCCUGACCUGGCGCCGGUGGCUGAUCGUUGUCCUCUUCAGCUCCUACUCCUUCUGCAACGCGUUCCAGUGGAUCCAGUACGGCAGCAUCAACUUGAUCUUCGCCGGGUUUUACGACGUGACUCCCUUCGCGAUCGACUGGCUCUCCAUGUGCUACAUGAUCGUCUACAUCCCCCUCCUCUUCCCUGUCGCCUGGCUCCUCGACCUGAAGGGGCUGCGGCUCAUUGCCCUGGCCGGGUCCGCCCUCAAUUGCUUGGGAGCCUGGGUGAAGACGGGGAGCGCGGAGCCCCAUCUCUUCCCAGUCACCAUCGUGGGCCAGAUCAUCUGUUCCCUGGCGCAAGUCUUCAUCCUGGGGAUGCCGUCCCGCAUCGCGUCCGUCUGGUUUGGCCCCCGAGAGGUCUCGAGUGCCUGUUCCAUCGCGGUCUUUGGCAACCAGCUUGGCAUUGCAGCUGGUUUCCUCCUCCCCCCUGUUCUGGUUCCCGAUUUGAAAAAGAAGGAGGAGCUGGCUUACUAUAUUGGCAUCAUGUUUUUUAUCACAGCGGCUGUGGCAACAGCACUUUUCAUCUUAGUUGUCUUUGUGUUUCAAGAAAAGCCUCCAUAUCCUCCAAGUCCAGCCCAGGCUGUGAUUCAGGCAGAAGCUCCAGAUAAAUAUUCCUAUCUGAAAUCCAUAGUCCGCUUAUUUUCUAAUGUUAACUUUGUGCUGUUGAUAGUCACUUAUGGCUUAAACACAGGUUGCUUUUAUGCCCUCUCAACUUUGCUAAAUCGCAUGGUAAUGCUGCAUUAUCCAGGAGAGAAUCUGAAUGCUGGUCGAAUUGGUCUCACCAUUAUAGUGGCUGGCAUGUUUGGAGCAUUGAUUUCUGGCAUCUGGUUGGACAGGACCAAAACAUAUAAACAGACAACUCUGGUUGUUUACAUCAUGUCAUUUGUGGGUCUGGUUGUUUAUACGUUUACCCUGGAUCUAGGUCAUAUCUGGGUGGUCUUUAUAACAGCUGGCGUACUCGGCUUUUUCAUGACGGGUUACCUACCUCUGGGCUUUGAAUUUGCAGCAGAGUUAACAUAUCCAGAAUCUGAAGGAACAUCGUCAGGCCUUCUUAAUGUUUCCGCACAGGUUUUUGGAAUAAUUUUCACCAUUAGCCAAGGACAGAUCAUUGAUAACUUUGGGACUAAAGCUGGGAACAUCUUCCUUUGCGUCUUCCUGUUCAUUGGUGCUAUUAUCACUGCUUUCAUCAAACCUGAUCUCCGAAGACAACAGGCCAAUCUGGAUAAUGAACAGGCUAGACUCCAAAGCAGUAACAUUCAGAUAAUGAAUUAUGGAUUUUGUACCUUAUCCCCAUCAUUUCCCAUCCUUGCUCAGUAAUUGACAAACCAAAGAAAUCAGUGGGAGUUGCCUCAGACCAACACUGCACUGCUGUUUGAAGAAUCAAAUAAUUUAAGGCUAUAAGUGGCUGAAAAGUUAUUGCUAUUCCUGCUUCUACUGCCUUAUGUUCGUCUCUCUACCAUCUAGACUUCCAUUACACAUGGUUUGACCAGGAAACAGUCUACAUAAUAAUGUUCCUAAUGAAAAAUACAAGAUUUUAAAUUAUUCUCAACUGAUGAAGCUUUUUGCCCUGUUUAGUGGAAGAAAAUGAAAGAGAGCAGUUGACUUGCCUUGGCACUUAUAAACUGCACGACUUGAUUGGGUGUUGCUUCUAUCAUAUUCAGUGUGAAAUAAGAAUGCCCAUCUGUUCAUCCUUUUGUGUGGCCUGUAGACUUGCAGAUUUGGGUGUGAAGUGGAUCUAAAGGAAGAUUCUUGCUCCUUAGGGAGAACCAGAAACACUUGCUCUGUGAGCAGUCCUAAUGGAAGGGCAACCAUUGAUUUGUGAAUGGGGAAAUUCAUUAUCAAUCAAAACAAAAGCAAGGAUGACUUAGCUUCUUUUUCUACAAAGUAUCUAUUUGUAUUGUAGACUAUUUUUGUGACCCCAGUCCAACAGAUAUUUUUUAAUUAAUUGAUCAGUAUUUUAAAAUGGAGAUUAUGUUUUUUUAAAAACAAGGUGGCAUUUUAGAAAUAUUUUUGGGUAACUGAUUUCUAAUCCAUAUUUGAGAAAUACAUUGUAUUUUUUACCACAACAUUAUUGCUCUUCAGCAAUGUGACACUGCAAGGCCACAAGCUGCAGAAGCAGAAAUUAAACAAGGGCUCCAAAUGGCUUUCAUAACAGUCUUCCAUAGUAUUUUUCUCAUAACCUCUAAAACUCUAAACGUUUUCUCUCAAGAUUGUACUAGAUAAUGUAGUGUUAAUUGAACAUUAACCACUGUAGUCAGCUUUGAAGG
Pseudonaja textilis is the source of this 2476-nucleotide messenger RNA. RefSeq names its product FLVCR choline and putative heme transporter 2 (gene FLVCR2). NCBI's taxonomy places the organism in Eukaryota, Metazoa, Chordata, Lepidosauria, Squamata, Elapidae. Gene Ontology annotation, cellular component: membrane. Gene Ontology annotation, molecular function: heme transmembrane transporter activity; heme binding. The record is from RefSeq and is a predicted model, not a curated record. Gene Ontology annotation, biological process: heme export; transmembrane transport.